This is a messenger RNA of Seriola aureovittata, 2259 nucleotides long. RefSeq names its product histone H3.3A. Lineage: Eukaryota; Metazoa; Chordata; Actinopteri; Carangiformes; Carangidae. Gene Ontology annotation, molecular function: DNA binding; protein heterodimerization activity; structural constituent of chromatin. The record is from RefSeq and is a predicted model, not a curated record. The transcript is spliced from 4 exons. Gene Ontology annotation, cellular component: nucleosome. Bases 722 to 1132 code for a protein of 136 amino acids.
ACUUAAAAAGUAUAAAUCUUGAGCAUUUUGGUUGACCAUGAUAUGCCAACAUAAAAUCCAGGGAUUAUAAUUGCACAAAACUUUUUUUAACUGUAAAUCAAAUGCAACGUAACAAUGUUGACAAAAUUACUGAUUUAAAAAAAACAAAAAAAAACAAUUUAAAAUUCACAAGACAUGCACAUCACCAAAUAAUCGGCUUGAAAUACACAUCGCUCCCGGGUAGUUUUCUCAUCUCUUAAAAAAAAAAAGAAAUAGUCUUUUCUCGUUUACACAGACAUAUGGCAGUUGUCUCAAAAUGGUUAUCUAUUCUUUUCAAAACAACUCUGACAACCACUAAAAAGUACGACUUAACUUUUCAGUAUUACUUUCGGUUUGACCUCGAAUGGCCACAUUUGUUUUGAAUGUUGCUAGAAAAAGGCGAAAACACUCCCAGCGUCUUAUCAGUAUUUUCCUUACACUUAAUCGGAAUUUAAAAGCACAGACUUGUUGGUUAAACGUAGUCAAACUAUUUCUCCAGUCUGGAACGGCAUGUGUCAACCUGAUAAAAGUGACCACAUAAAUGUUGUGAACACUGUUGCAUUGUGGGACCGAUGAUUGACGCGGCGGCCAUUUUCCCGCUGGACGCUGCUUCCCAUUGUGGAUACGAAGAAGAAAAUAAGAGAGAAGCGAAACAUUUCUCACGACUUCUGCUCACUUUUCCCCUAGGUGAUAUUUAGUAGCCAUGGCCCGUACCAAGCAGACUGCCCGUAAGUCCACUGGAGGCAAAGCCCCACGUAAGCAGCUGGCCACAAAGGCUGCUCGCAAGAGCGCCCCUUCCACUGGCGGUGUGAAGAAGCCCCAUCGCUACAGGCCUGGUACCGUGGCUCUGCGUGAGAUCCGUCGUUAUCAGAAAUCCACUGAGCUGCUGAUCCGCAAGCUGCCCUUCCAGCGCCUGGUGAGAGAAAUCGCCCAGGACUUCAAGACCGAUCUGCGUUUCCAAAGUGCAGCCAUCGGAGCUCUGCAGGAGGCCAGUGAGGCCUAUUUGGUGGGUCUGUUUGAGGACACCAACUUGUGCGCCAUCCACGCCAAGCGUGUCACCAUCAUGCCCAAAGACAUCCAGCUGGCACGUCGUAUCCGUGGAGAGCGUGCUUAAAUGCUCUCUCCUCCUCCUCCUUGUCUUUAAUCUUUUCACCUCCUCCUGCCCUUCCUUCACCAGUCUGUCUCUCCGUCCCUCUGCCUUCCACCUGCCCCCUUCCUCCCUCUCUUCCUGUAUUAGUAGUGUGUAGAUGAUAACUGAUUAUAUUAUGAAUAAAUAAAGUGUAUAGUCGUGUUUUUCUUAGUGCUCUCGGCAGCAGACUUCUAGGGUACUCUCUUUUUGUGCAUGUACCAACUCUUUGGUGAUGAGAUCCCCUCAAGCACACAUCUCCUAUGUUGCACUGUUUCUACUCUGACUCUGUGGAGUAAAGGAUGAUUUAUGGAUAGAAAGAGGAAAAACAAUGGACUAGAACAAUGCAAAUUUGGGAGGGACAGACAAGAGGAGAGGAUGGGUAUUGUCUGCGGGGAGUCUCUUUUCUGCAGCAAGGUGCUAGAAGAACUUACCAGUCCUCUUCUCCUGCUUCCUCUGCUCUGCCAGCCUCCGCUCUGAAAUGUGCAGAAACAAGAGCGUUAGUCUCUGCUCAUGAAGGCCGAGGUUGGAAUUUCUGUCCCUGCAUGUGUCUGCAUGAGUGCUGGCUCUGAUCACCACAGCAAAUUGUAUACAAUCCAUCUGCAUCCUUAGAGAAGUUGAUUUAUGAUUAUGCUGUCAUUUGUCAUGUUAGCUUUUUUUUUUCCCUUCAAAUUAAGUCUCAUGCACAGGGGUUUUUUUUUUUUGUUGUUUUUUUUUCACUUCAAACUGUUUGUGGAUGACAUGGAGACAGGGGGAUGAAUCAGAUUAAAACACUUAACAGAGAACAGAAACAAAAUAAUUUUUUUCUACUGAAAUGUGAUGCUACUGACUCGCUUUGGCACCAAAGUUUGAACCUCUUGUAGAUGCUCUUUUCCUAACUGACAAGUGUUUAACCUCACCUGUUUUUGUGGUGUUCAAAUUGGUUUCAUCUAAUUAUUUAAAGCCAAAGUUUGAGAGCUCAAGGAUGGUGUCAGAGGUACUUUUUUAACAGUGGCUGAUUUUUUAAUAAAGGACCUUUUUAUAACAAAGGUUCAUCAAGGUUUGUAAUGUUCUCUAAAACCAAAAGUUCGCAAAGUGUGAAAAACUUUUUUCUUUUCUUUUUUCCUUUUUUUUUU